AUAUAUAGAUAGAUUAUUGACAAACACAAUUCCUUCAAUUCCACUCCAACCUUUGCUCAACCAAAUUUAUAUUUGUACUCCAUCAAAUGUAUCCUUCCACCUCCUCCUACUCCUUAGAUAUUAUCAUAAAGUCAGCUGAAGCACUGACUAUAGGAAAUCAUAAACCCGUUGGAAAAAAUGUUUUUGUAACAGUUUCUACGGAAAAUCAAGGUUAUUCAAACCAAUUACAAACGAGACUGUGUAGUGAGGGUUUGAAACCUGAAUGGAAUGAGAAGUUGAUAAUGGACAUGCCUACAAACACGAAGUUCAUUCUCUUAGAGGUUCGUUAUAAAAAGAGGUCAAGCGUUAAGUUGAUUGGUAUUGCUAAGGUUCCGACUUCAGAUUUUACUGGAGAUAAAAUGCCUCUAAACUACCAAUAUUGUCUAUGUUAUAGAUUAAGAGAUCGUAAUGGCGAACCAAAUGGGAUAAUAAAUUUUAGCGUGACUGUAAAGGGGGAUUUAGAUAGUUAUCAACGUAAUGAAAGAAAUCAAAUAUAUCGAGAAACAACUGAAAUACAAGGGUUUAAUUAUAGACAGAAUUAUAAUAGGCCAAAGCCAUGGCUCAGAACAUCGUUGUUAGGUGACAGGAGAAAAUCUACUUCUACUGUUGUUGGAGUUCCUGCAGCGUGGUACAAUUCAUGCCAUGCAUGAUUCAAAUUGCAAACAUACUUCAUGUUAUUUGAUUAUAGAUUAUUUCAGACAUUUUUACAACUAUCUUAUAAUAUUUGUAUUAAAACUAUACAUUUCAGCUA
Molecule: messenger RNA, 790 nt
Organism: Chenopodium quinoa (quinoa)
Lineage: Eukaryota; Viridiplantae; Streptophyta; Magnoliopsida; Caryophyllales; Amaranthaceae
Product: BON1-associated protein 1-like
Exons: 1
Coding region: 87-689 (200 amino acids)
Source: RefSeq, a predicted model, not a curated record